Messenger RNA from Cryptomeria japonica (Japanese cedar), 2863 nucleotides. RefSeq names its product G-type lectin S-receptor-like serine/threonine-protein kinase At1g34300. The record is from RefSeq and is a predicted model, not a curated record. Bases 607 to 2703 code for a protein of 698 amino acids. The transcript is spliced from 2 exons. Gene Ontology annotation, molecular function: ATP binding; protein serine/threonine kinase activity. Gene Ontology annotation, biological process: protein phosphorylation; recognition of pollen. Lineage: Eukaryota; Viridiplantae; Streptophyta; Pinopsida; Cupressales; Cupressaceae.
GUUCUCACUUCCGAGGGCUAGAUUUCAAAGAACUCAUGCUAUGUUGACUUCCAGAAUUUGUCUGAAAACUGGACUCUAUUUUCUAGAAAUCUGAUUUGAAGAAGCUAAUUAAUAGCGACAAAAUUGUUACAUAAGCUAGAAAAAUUCGCAUAGAGCUGUAUCGGUUGGUUGUCCCAACGUCCCGUGCUACACGGUAUUGUGAUUAGCUAUGGCAAUGGAAGAAAUUUUCAGUCAAAUCAAUUCCAGAAAUAAAAAGAGGAGUACCUGACAUUUAUUGGUUGCUUGGAUUGCACACCCAAAAUCUAGGGAGCUGUGAGUCUAGGAACAACCCUUAGGCCUUCUGGCCAACAAUUUUGGCAAUCCCCAGGCAAGAAUUUCAGUUUGGGAUUUCACCCAAGUGGAAAAAGGGGAUUCUAUGUUGUGGGCAUCAGCUUUGCUAGCAUCAAUGAUUCAAAUCUAGUAUGGACUGCAGGUUUAAAUGGUGGAAUCGAAGUGGGAGAAGGAGGUUCCUUCACUUUACAGAAUGAUGGCAAUCUAGUUUUAAGCAAUGGGACAGCAACAGUCUGGGAGACAAACACAUCCAAUCAAGGGGUGGCAUCUGCAGAUAUGCGAGAUGGUGGGGACUUUGUACUGCAAAACGGCUCUUCAGUCAUUAUUUGGGAUACCUUUGCAAAUCCUACUGAUAGUCUGGUGAUUAAUCAGAAUUUCACUGUGGGUCAAAGCCUGCAAUCGGGUCCUUACACAUUCACCAUGCAGACCAGUGGGAAUUUCACGCUGAAAUGGAAGAACAACAUCACGUACUUGAAUGAGGGUACUCCACUAGCUACCACAGCAUCUCUCACCAGCCAAGGAAUUUUCAAGCUCUCCAAUUCUUCAGCGGAUUCGAUCUGGGUUGCUCGGAGCAGUGAUUAUACGGACAAUUCUAUCACAGUGCGCAGAAUCAAGCUGGAACCAAAUGGAAAUUUGAGGUCCUAUGGAUGGGUCACGAGUUCAGGGACAUGGCAGCCGGGAUGGAGUGCUGUGGAAGACCAGUGCAAAGUCUAUGGAUGGUGUGGAAAUUUUGGGGUAUGUGUCUACAAUGAUACAGGUCCAUAUUGCGAAUGCCCAUCUGCAGAUUUUGACCAGAUAGAUCCCACAGAUGCCAGUCAGGGAUGCAAGAGGCAACAGGAUAUAACACAGUGCAGCAAUAACCAGAGUAUGGUUCAACUGGAUCAUACAGAAUUCUUUUCUUAUCCUCCAGAGUCAGAAUCAAACUCUGAGAUAUAUUACCUGGGGAUUCCAGAUUGUUGGCAGAACUGCCUCAAGAAUCCGAGCUGCACUGCAUCUACAAUCAUGGCUGACGGUACAGGCACUUGCAGGAUGAAGACCAGCAACUUUACCAGUGCUUAUCAAACGGUAAGCAUUCCAAGCACUUCUUAUGUAAAGGUAUGUGGUCAAGGGCGACCGCUAACCCCACCACCUCCUUUAACAAAGUUUGUGAAUAAAUCCAAGGUCUCUGCCAUUGGGAUCGCUCUGGCAGUUAUAGCACCAGUCAUUGGCCUGAUUAUCAUCCAGAUUUGCCUUUGGUGGAUAUUCUGUAGGCAUAAUCCUAGGUUUCGGCUAGGAGAAUCAGCUGCCCAUUACACCCUCCUGGAGUAUGCCUCUGGAGCUCCAGUUCAGUUUUCCUACAAAGAUCUGCAACGUUGUACAAAGAAUUUUACAGAAAAGGUAGGUUCAGGUGGGUUUGGGACAGUAUAUAAGGGUGAAUUGUCAAACAAGGCCAUGGUUGCAGUCAAGCAAUUAGAAGGAAUUGAGCAAGGGGAGAAGCAAUUUCGCAUGGAGGUAGCAACUAUCAGCAGCACCCAUCACUUGAAUUUGGUAAGGCUAAUUGGAUUUUGCUCAGAAGGCCGGCAUAGGCUGCUGGUUUACGAAUUUAUGAAAAAUUCUUCUCUGGAUACAUUCCUUUUUACUACUUCAGAGCAUGACAAGAGACUAGAUUGGGACACCCGAUAUAACAUAGCCAUUGGAACUGCAAAGGGUAUUGCCUACUUACAUGAGGAGUGCAGGGAUUGUAUUGUUCAUUGUGAUAUUAAACCAGAGAAUAUACUCUUAGAUGAAAAUUUCAAUGCCAAGGUCUCUGAUUUUGGGCUCUCCAAACUCAUACAUGCCAGAGGUCAUCAGAACCUACCAUUGACUAGUGUUCGAGGAACUAGAGGAUAUUUAGCGCCAGAAUGGCUUGCCAAUUUACCCAUUACAUCCAACUCUGAUGUCUACAGUUAUGGCAUGGUUCUGCUGGAGAUUGUAAGUGGUAGAAGAAACUUUGAUAUCUUGACAUCGGGAAGGAAAAGGUUCUCAAUAUGGGCAUAUGAAGAAUAUGAAAGGGGAAAUAUUAUGAACAUCAUAGAUGAAAAGCUUGGUACGAAUUUAAAUAUUGAUCAGAUUCAAAGAGUAAUUGAAAUCAGCUUUUGGUGUAUUCAGGAGCAGCCCUCUCAGCGACCAUCCAUGGGUAAAGUUGUUCAAAUGCUAGAGGGGGUUCUGCCCAUGGAAAAGCCCCCUGCUCCUAAACCUUUGGAGAGUCUUCAAACCAGUUCCAGCAGUGGUACUAGCCAAAGUGCAAUAUCAAUACUUACAAGUUCUGUACCUCCGAAGGCCCCUUUCUCUAUAAAUAGCGUUCUGCCAGCAAAUUCUAUUUAUGUGGCAGAGACACUCUCUGGUGGUAGGUAGCCUUACUUCUGAGUCAUACUGUUUAACAGUAGGACAGGAUUGUGUAACUAUUUAAGAGGAAUUGGGAUUCUCUUAGUAACCCUGUGUAAGCCGAUUGGCUAUAUGAUAUCCAUUAUUUGAUUUCUACUUUUGAAUUUGAUAAAGUGGAGUUAUUUGUUAA